AUGUUUGCCAUUGACGGGAAUCCCGAAAAUCGCCCUUCAGCAUCGUUACCAAAAGAAACAAAGUACAAGUCAUUUCUGAGAUUAUUUGAACUGCGGCAAAAUCGUACAAAUAUCUCCCGGUCGAGGACAUGGAAGCCAAACGCUCUCCGGCCGUCUGUAUUGAUUUUUACGACACUCAUCUGCUGGUCGUUAAUAGCCAUCCUUCAGGUACUCCUGGUCAAGAGUCGGCGCGAUGGCGGAAUACAAUUCGCUCCCAGUAUCAAUGAUCUUCCACUCUCGCGGACGUUCAUGCAUCAAUACCUGCCGACAAUUCUCGCGGUGCUACUCAGCAUACUAUGGAGUUGGAUCGAUUUGGAGACCAAGAGAUUGGAGCCAUAUUACCAGAUGAGUAGGAAGGAUGGUGCCCUCGGAAAAGACUCACUGUUACUACAUUAUCCCUUCGACUUCAUUCCGCUAGUCCCUGUGUCGGCUUUCAAGAAUCGACAUUGGAGCGUGUUCUGUGCAUCCUUUGCAGUUGUUCUCGUCACCUGGGGGCUUGUACCCGUACAAGCCGGUAUCUUUGCAGCCACGCAAGUCAUCAAAACAUAUCCUACGCCCAUAGCUGUCUCGGAUAGCUAUCUCCCGGCGGAAAGACAGCGAUUUGAACUGACACAAGCCUACGCACAAUCCGUUUACGCCAUAGUCACACUCAACGAGACUCUGCCGCCUUUUAUGACCACAGCCUACGCUUUGACACCUUUCAAACCGACAGAUGCCGAGGAACGCGCGAAGGGUAACUUGACCGCUGUUACGACGCUAUACAGCCUCGAUAUGGAGUGCCACGAAUCCGUGCCAUACAUAGAAGGCCUGGAUGUUACAUAUACCAGUAAAGAUGGAUGCAACACCAUAGGGGGGGUAAAACCAAAUGAGGUCUACGGGAUGGAUGUCUAUGGAGAGGUUGAUCUGAGCUUGCAGGGGAGGAGGAAAUACACAAUCAGAUAUGUUGGAUACUGGAAUGAUGUUGGGAUUGCCGACUACUCCCUGGACCAGACCUGCGACACAAAAUACAACCACACGUUCUAUGCCGGCAUCAUUCGAAACAAGGACCGUGCAAGCGAUCCCGAAAACCAUGGUGCCUCGGUGUUCUGCGAGGCUUCGUACUAUCAACAAGAAGUGAACGCCACUGUCGACGCAAGCACGAAGAGUCCCCAACAUAUUGUUCCAAUCGGACCGAAAAUGCAACUUGCACCAGAUGUUUUCAACACGACGCUUUUUGAAUCUCAACUCAACGCUGGAGCAGGCAUCGUGGAAACCAGAGGAGCGUUGCCGAUUGCAUCUUUGCCAUCCUACGCGGGAAGGCUGGCAGACAGGAACAUUUCCCUCUUGAGCGCACCGGUUCCCGGGUCACUGGAGGUGCAUGCGGUUGCCGCGUUGGCCGUCUUGAGUGGAGGCCGACCUGUUGAAGACUAUUUGGAUGCUAAAGUUCUAGGAGAAUCGUACCAGACGGCUUAUCGACUGCUCUUCAGCCGCGCGAUGGUCGAAGUCUUGAACCAGAACUUCACUUCGGUCAAACAAGUCAUGGGUGAACACAAAAUGCAAACACAGGCAGUAAUUCUUGUGCCGGCUUUCACCUAUAUUGUGGUAGGACUUUUAGGUGCAUUGUCAAUUGCCAGCCUGGGAUUAUUGUACUUCUCCGUCGGGAGGAGUGUGUGUUUGCGUUCAGAUCCAAGCACAAUCGCGAGUGUCAUGGCUCUUACUGCCGAUGAAGAGCCAAUCCUUACCCAGUUCGAGCGGCUUGAUACACGGCCGAUGAAGGCUAUUCAAGAUGCUGUCAGUAAUAGACGUUACAUGCUCGUCGACAACGACGUUCGGGCAGGGACGCAUGAUUCUUCGUCAGCGCUGACAACCCACCUCAGUAUCAUCGAAUCGGAUAGGGAUACGCAUAUUGAGGAGCCACCUACAUCAGACAUGGAAGAAGUCGCAAAGCCAGUAAGACCCGUAGAAUUCCGCUCGUUCGUUGCGGUGCCUUUUGUUACGUUGCAUCUUGGUCUAGCCGUCACACUUACCGUACUCUUCAUCAAGGGGCGCAUCAACGGUAAUUUCUCAAUCACUGGCGCCUGGAGGUAUCUUACUGAGCUGAUCAUCUACACGCUAGGCUUCCCCCUCCCCUCGACGAAUAAGAUUGUGCAGAAUAUUGUCCAGAAGUACAUUCCCACCGCAACAGCUACUCUGAUCGAACCAAUGUGGAUCCUUAUCAAUCGCCUCCUUUGCCUGCUUCAGCAACUCGAAGAGCUCCGCAGCGGACACGCUGUUGCCAAGCGGUCCAUUGACCUCGACUACGCCUCGCUACCUCCACAACUCGUCAUAUUCAAAGCCCUCCGCUCCAGGCACUUCCUCCUGGCAUCUGUAUGCUCCAUGGCGCUUCUCGCAAAUGUCCUCUCAGUCGCCUUUGCAGACCUGUUCAGGCAGAAUCCCGUUAACAUCACAACAGCUUCGCAGUUCCAGAUACCAUUCGAAUCGAAAUUCGUCUAUGUAAACGGCACCAUGGGUCCACCGUACCGCUCGAGACUCGCCAGAGGUGAAUCCAUAGGGGAAGCUUCCGGAGCCUGGAGUGGCGGAAAAGGAGACGAUCAGUUCCUGAUCGCGAGAUCAAACAUCACAGGAGGAACCCCCCUCCCGCCUUGGACAGACGAAAAGAUGGUGUAUAUGCCCUUCAUCACGGGCAACGAUAGUAUCAGUUUGUACAGCGCUAGGACGACAGCUUUCGGUUCUACACUAGAGUGCAAACCAUUGGUCGCCGGAGUCAACUGGACUGCAACAUUGUAUCCCUCCCCGCAGGAUCCCAAUGAUCUUCUCAUGAACUUCAGCACGAUCGUGACGACAGCUUCAGGAGAUCAAGUGCGUUGUGCAGACCAACACACCAUCCGCCGGGGUCUGGUGGAUUAUCAGAACCGGCAGGCUGGUUAUCUUUGUCAGGAAGGCCCCAUCGCAGCGGAAUUUACGUCCUUCUUGUUUGCAGAGAGAGAUAAUGCUACGAAGGCGGAGGAGGAUGCUUGUGCUGGCGCACUUGCAUUCGGCUGGACGAGAAAUGCUACGGGGACCUGCGGACCGCUGGUAGAGAGGACGCUGAAUGAUGGUGACACGCUCUUCAUUCAGUGCACUCCAAAGGUGCUGGUGGGAGAGGCAACGGUACUGGUAGAUGCACAGGGGCGCCUGCAGCGGCCGGCUUCAGACAUCAAGGUGCUUGAGGGCAUGUCACCGAAAGAGCUGGCAACGUACUUCAGCAACGAUCCGCUGGAACUCAUCAAACAGUCCAAGAAAUUCCUGUUCGACGCCGGCGCCAUGUGGCACAACGACAAGUUCGCGAGCCAUUUCAUCAACUAUUUCAUCCGCGCAAGGAACGGAUCCCGCGUUCUAGAUCCACAGUUGCCGCCUCCGACGUUCACAGAUGUGGAGGAGCCGAUGGAGAGUGUGUACUCCUACCUAUUUUCUAUUUGGCUCGGGUCGAACAAGGAGAAGCUUUUUGUUCCUUACGACAAAGCCGCCGCUCCCUCACUGUCAGGAUCCACAAUCACGACGAGGGAGCGCCUAUUCCUAUCAACCACCAUGUCCGCGAUAGCACUUGGCAUCCUCUGCUUAUACGCCCUUGUUUCCGUGUUGGUAUACCUUCGGCGUCCAGGACAAUACCUGGCGAGACUGCCGACCUGCAUCGCUUCCAUUAUUGCACUCUUCGCCGCGAGUGAAGCAGUGCGCGAUUUCCAGGGUACGUCGCGGUAUGGAAAGAAGGAGAGGGCGAGAUACCUGGAAGGCCUGGGGCUGCACUACGGGUAUGGAGGUUUCAUCGGGAGGGAUGGCAGAGUGCAUGUUGGUAUUGAGAAGAGUUCGCAUUUGGCUACAAGGCGGACGACAACCUGGUGGGAGAAGGCAUUGAAUAAUUAUCGGAAGCGCUGA
This is a messenger RNA of Westerdykella ornata, 3930 nucleotides long. RefSeq lists its product as uncharacterized. The record is from RefSeq and is a predicted model, not a curated record. Lineage: Eukaryota; Fungi; Ascomycota; Dothideomycetes; Pleosporales; Sporormiaceae. The transcript is spliced from 4 exons. Bases 1 to 3930 code for a protein of 1309 amino acids.